Messenger RNA from Symbiodinium pilosum, 3075 nucleotides. NCBI's taxonomy places the organism in Eukaryota, Dinophyceae, Suessiales, Symbiodiniaceae. The record is from the annotation of a GenBank genome assembly.
AUGGGUGUACGCAGGACGCUCGUUCUGCCUGUGCAGAAUCGCCGCGCAAAGACUUGCAAGGCCUCCGUGCUCGCGGGAGCUACAGCAGGUCUAGGAGCUGAAAAAGGUUCGCGCUGGACUCCCCGAGCCUGUGAAGUGGCCGGCUCGGCGACACAAGCUGCAUUCAGCUCCUCACCUCAGCUUGAUGCUGAACUUGGUGAAGUGUUUGAUGCAUACGCUACACCAAAAGGGUGUUUGUGUCCAGCCUUGCUUGCGCACGUGGUGGAUCUCUUGAAUGAGAAAUUUGGCAUUGGGCUGCAGACUUCUGACACUGCCAGGCUGAAGAGCAUGCUGAGCCAGAAUGGGGAAGACGGAAUAGACCGUCAAACGUUUCUCAGCACCAUGGGCAGUCUUCUGGCCGCUCUGAAGUACUCAAAAGGUCUAUCCAUUGCGCAGUUGCGCAUAGUCAUGGCGACCGCUUUUGAGCGCUUCGACUUGGAUGGUGAUGGCAUUAUCAGUGAGACAGAGUUUGCGGCAGCACUGUCCAGCUGUGACAUCGAGCUCCCUCAUAGUCAGGUAGCCAUACUCUUGAAGUUUUUAUCGCCUAGCUCCUCGCACGCAGCUGUUGCCGUUGCAAGAAGGGAUCUUGCGGGAACUGACUCGGCAAGCCUGGAGGAUCAGCUUCAGGCUGCUUUCCAGGGAGCUCGGGAGAAGUUGGUGGAGGCAACGGGAUGGAAUACUGCCUUGAAGAUGGCAUCAAACGUGCUGGCAGUGCUGGAGGAACCACACACCCCGAAGAGCCAGAUCUACCGAAUACUUGCUGCCAGUGUGGGGAAGGAUGUCACAAGUGAGAUGCUUGCCGACACGAGCGAGCUACUCAUGACGCUGGCAAGUGUCGUGUUGGUGUUACAAACGCACAGCCAUGGGUCGCAGAUGUUGCCGCAUGAAUGGAUGGAUCAGCUUCGACUCCUCACAAAUGAUCUUGUCUCGGCUUUCAACGAUCUCGUCCAGUCAGGGCCCAUGGGCCCGGUGCUUUUGUCAGGAGUCCUAGGGGCCUUCAAGGCACUGCAAACUCAGGAGACGGCGACCCUGGAACGAGAAGGAAGCGCUGCUGUUUGCUCGCACCUUGUCACUGGAAGCACCUUUCACAAGAAGGGGUGCUCCAUGAAUCUCUUCCAAAAGUUGCUGGCAUGUGGCCGCUGCCAAUGGCUAUCUGCCUCUGCGAGCGACCGUUUGGUGCCCUCAGAUAGUCAGCAAAUCCGAGUACUUGUCCGUGGAGACGCACAAAAACGAACUUCUUCCGGCGAGUGCUUGCCGGUUCGGCCUGGUGAUGUCAUGACUUGCCAGCCCGGGGAAGAAGUGAUGGCGUCUGAACAUGUGGUGUUUGCUUCCCUGGAUGUUGCUAAGUUGAUGGAUUGCGUUCAUAACUCUUCGGACACCCUACUUGUGGCACUGGUCAGCGAGAUACUGGAUGAUGCGGAAUUUCCCCAUGUGGCAAAUCAUCAAGCGGGCAGUGAUUUGCUAGCUGCGGUACCUCCUCGGACAUCCAAUGCCACCUCCCCGUCAGGGUGGUUUUCGCCCGUCCAGGCAGCCAUUAAACUUCAGGCAAAGCGCAAGGGAUUUUCUGUCUGCACUGAAAUUACAGAUGGUUUGCAGCACAUCUUGUCCCAAGAAGACAUUUCCAUGCCGGAGAAGCUGGAGAGAUGUCGUGUGCUGGUUCUGAAUCAUGCUGAGGAUUUCGUUGAGAGCCUCGAAGCAUUGGUUGACCUAACAGGAGCAAGAGGCAGUGACGAGGCGGUUUGUAGGCAAGAGCAUCUCAGCUUUUCCUCUGGCUGUUCUAACAAGGACUAUGAAAACGACUACAGAGCAUGCCUUGCGAUUCCUGGAUCCCAUCAGCCUUCGAUCAAACUUGACCAUAGUGUACGCUUAGAAGUGAGCGUCCGAGUGACACUGAUUCUGGAGUGGUUGAUGCCUGCGGUUGGCCUCAGCCAUGUGGCUCGUUAUCACAUCAACAUUCCCACCUUUCCAAAGGAGCUGAUGACGUCAACUCUGGGUGCCUCGGCUGCGGCGACCAUGGAGCCCACAGCUACACUGCGCUCCUCUAUGACCCAUCCCUACCUGACUAGCAAGUUCCAGGUGGGGUCUGCCAAGAGUGACAAAAUCAACUAUACGUUGGCACAGAAAGUCUUCCACAGCGGGGACGUGCCUCACGAGGUGCUUGAGUCAAAACGAGCCGUUCAGAAGAGGAAGCAGCCAAACAUCUUGGGCACCGAGAAGCGAGACUGGAAUUCCUCGACAAUUGCAGAUCAAAAGAUUCAGAAGGACAUGCACAAGGACCUGAAGCGUCAUUUGCUUCAAGUGCGAGCUGGCCUCCACGACGAGAAAAUCCUAAAGCCUUGCAAAGCUCAUACCGACGAGGCCAUCGUUGAACGUCAUAAGUUCAUUGUGGCCUUGACUGGCCAGGGUCCCAUCGGCAAACUCUCAGGCAGAUGGUUCAAUGCCAUCGAUGAGCGUGGCUUACCCGCCCACUGCAUUGCUGAUCACUGGAGCGACUGGAACUCCUCCUAUAGCACUCACACGAAGGAAGAUAUCCUUCAGGCUCAUGCAGUUGUCCAGCAGAAGGACGACCGGCGCAGACGUAUGAUGACCAGGGAAAGCAAGCUGAACAAGGAUGCUUACAUCAACCCUACGAAGGCCAUCACCAACAUGAAUGACCGUCUGCGGGAGCGGAAAGUGGAUUUCCAGGACUUGAAGGACCAGUUCAAGAGGGAGCUCAAAAUUGAAUUUCCACAAGCUUCCGAAGAGCGGCUUCAAGCAAUGGCCCAGAGGUUGCUCAAUGAAAAGCUGCUGGCAGACGAGAAAAUGUCUCGUUUCCCAGUGCAGCAUGAGAGCUUCCGGCCGAAUUUAUCUUUGACUACUCAGGAUCGUAGGUACAAGGAGCACUUCCACCCCGGCACGUUCGUUUGGAAUGAGGCAGAGAAGCGGGAGGCCUGGACUUGCUGCUUGAACUUCGGCUACGACUCUCGUGGCUGUGAGUCCCGGGUAGUGAACCCUGACUCCUGGAGCUACCAGGGCUUUGAGCGCGCAUCUGCGUAG